Lottia gigantea (owl limpet) is the source of this 3176-nucleotide messenger RNA. RefSeq lists its product as hypothetical. The transcript is spliced from 15 exons. NCBI's taxonomy places the organism in Eukaryota, Metazoa, Mollusca, Gastropoda, Lottiidae. The record is from RefSeq and is a predicted model, not a curated record. The coding region runs from base 1 to 3045 and encodes 1014 amino acids.
AUGGAAAGUGAAGAGGGUUUAAAAGUUAUUGGUAAUAUAUCAUAUUGUCUGGUGCAAGGAAAUAAGCCACCACCGUUAACUAUGUUAAGUCCUGCUGGUUCUAAAGUUGCCAGAAAUACAGCCACUGUUCCACCUUUAAACCAAGUAUCACCAAGUAAUGGAUUAAACUCUGUAACAAGUAAUUCGGCUUUGAAUGCCACACGUACGUCGAGUUUUGCGGCCGCGCUGAGGAAAUUGGCCUAUCAGGCUAAAGAUCCUGCCGAUGAAGUUAUAAAGCAUUCUAGUCCAAAUAGUAACAAUAGUAGUCCAAGAUCCAGUACACCAAAACGUGCUCCACCACCAUUAGUGUAUUCUAGUCAGUCUACAACAUUAACAUCACCACCAGUUGUUACUAUAGCUCCUACACCAUCACAUCAACACUCCUCAACUACAUCAUUAUCAGCUAAUACUGAUCAUAUUGCUAGACACGGUUUAGAUCGUAUACCAUCAGGUCACAGUUUAUCAUCAAGUUAUGAAUCAAUAGCAUUAAAACAGGAGCGUGAACAACGUCCUUUAUCAGGCCAUUCUAGAGAUGAUGACAGAAACAGUAAAGAUGGGUUAUCAAUGGCUCAUGCAGCUAGAAUAACUCCACAAUCAAGUACAAGUGGUGGAUUAAUGACUGGCAAUAGAGAUGAUAUUACACGUGGAUUUCAACCUUACAGACAUGGUGAUGAUAUACGCCCACCUGUACCACCAGGAUUUGGUAUGGACCCAGCUUACGCAGCCUACCAUUCAGCGUUAUUAGCUUCACAUUAUUCACAUCCAGCUUAUAGAUUAGAAGAUCCAUUGUUAUUAGAAAGAUAUAGAAUGAUGCAACCAUCUUUAAUGAUGCCUUUCUCUCACCCUGGAAUGAUGGCAGCAGCUGCUGCAGCAGGUCAUCAUGGUGUACAUCCCCUGCUGGCUGGGGGUCGUUAUCCCCCUGAAUUAUUACAUCAGUAUCCCUAUAUUUCACCUAGUGCUGCUCAAUCUUUAGAUCCCAGAUCUCCAGCUCUCUCUGCUGAAAGGGCUAGAUUAGAAGAGGAAAGACAAAGAGAAAUAGACAGAGAAAAAGAAAAAGAUAGAGAAAAAGAAAGAGAAAAAGAAAAGUGGAGGGAAAAAGAGAGAGAGAAAGAAGCAACACAACGACUGAGAGAACGAGAAAUUGAAAGAGAAAGAAUGAAAAUGGAACGCCAGGAACAUGAAAGACAUUAUUUAGCUCAGAAUUCUCACCACCAAAAUGAUAUUAAUCAUAGAAUAGACCAUAGAGAUGAAGGUUCUAAACAUGGUAGUAUAACUCAAGGCACACCGCGUGAUUCAUAUAAUGAUAAAUAUAAACAACAACAACGCCAUGACCAUCAUAUUAAACAACAAUCAUUAUUAGAUCAUAGAAAUCAUCAUAGAGAAUAUGGAAGAAAUAUGAUGUCUGUUGAAGGACAAAGAAGAUCUGAUAUUGAGUUGUCACGUGGACAACCACCACCAUUAAUUUCCCCUAAAGAACCAGGGGAAUUAACUCAUCAUAGAUCUGACACAGGACUUUUUAGACCUUUUGAAAAGGAGAGUCGUUCCAGUUAUCCUUUAGAAAUUCCUACUGUUCAUAAUCGCAAAUUGGAGCAUUCUGUUCAACCACUCAAAAUACCACAAAGGGAGAUAACACAGGACAAACACAAAAACUAUUUGGGUGAACAUGAUCAAAUGCGUAGCCUCCAUGCAAAUCAUGACAGACGUGAAAACAAUCACGAUAAUUAUAGCCUUAAAAGACAGUAUAAUGAUGUCAACAAAAUGAAAUCAAGUGAGGUAUCUAAUGAGUUAAUGCCUAAUAAUAAAAUAGUACAUGUAGCUGUCAGUAAACUAGAUAAAGAAGAAGCAAGAUUACGUGAAGCCAGAUUAAAGGGUACCUAUCACAGUGAUGAUGAUGAGGAAGAUAUGGAUGAUAGUGAGAAAGAAGAAGAUAAAAUUGAACGAAUGAUGUUGAUACGUAAUGGUCCACCAAUGCCAUUAGAUAAAUCAGUGAAUAAAUUAAAGUUUUUAUCUAGUCUAGGUUUAUUUACAAUCAGAAGAAAGAAAGAUAAAGAUUUUGAAAGGUAUAGGAAGAGAAGGAAAUACUUCAGGGAACAAAGUUUAAGUCCAAUCAUUGUUGAAGAAGACACAAAAAGCAAAUCUGAGUCUUUAACCAUUCCAAAACUAGAUCCAGAUAUACUAUGUAGUGAAUUGGAUUAUCCUAAUAAAUGUAACUUUCUAUCAUCAUUUAAACUACAACAUUUAGAAAAAGAGGAGAGAAAAGAAUUAUGUUUAAUACGUGAAGCUUGUCAGUUAGAAAAGAAAAGAAGAUUAGGUGGAACUGAUGUUAAAGAUGAAAGAUUAUCAACUCAGUUGGAUAAAAAAGGUAUAAAAAGAAAGAGAGUAGAAGAUAACAAUAAUACUGACCUAUUAAAUACUGAACCUAUUCAAUUAACAUUAGCUCAAUUACAACAACGUCAUCAACAACAAACAAAACUCAAUAAUUUACAUAAUAAGAUGUCAGAUAAUAGAUCCACUGUGAUAUUUCCUACUGAAUCUUGUGAUCGAGGUAAAAUAUUAAGUCGAGAAUUUGCUGAACAGUUUCAUGAAUCAGUAUUACAGACUACUAGAGAGAAGGAACUACAGUCUAGAUUGGGCAAUUCUCGUCAUGAUGGUACAAAUCUAUCAUCUGAUAAAACAUCACCAUCUAAACAUCAUGUAUCAAGUGAUGGGAUUGGUUGUAGUAGUUUAUCGGACCAAUCAGAAACUAGUUCAUUUAGAUGGCCUGGUAUAACAGCUGUAAUGGAAGCAUAUCAAAGACAUUCAGAAGAACAAAAAUCAGAACAUGGUAUUUUGAGUGAACGUUGUAAAAAGUUACAGAGUGAAAAUAGAGAUUUAAAUAAAAAAGCUGAAGCAUUAAGUAAAGCAAUGGCAAUGUUAUUAGAACAACAGAAACAUUUUGAAGAAGAAAGAAAUCGUAAUCAAGCUGCAAUAGAAAAAUUAACCAAGCCUUUAAGACAGUUAAGAUGAUAAACCUGUGGUUUUAUGUGUUGUGUAUUUUUGGUGCAUAAUGUGCUUUAAACUAUGAAUAUAAAAACCUAGAAAUUUGCAGGAGAAAAUGAUGUGGAUUCAAUCACCAGAUUUAUAUGUUCAUAUGGUUA